UGUGGUAUAGGUGACUCAUGAGGGUUCAUUUCUCUUCGAUGACACCUGCUUAUUUGUUUCUUCACAUUCUGGAACAGGCAAGUUGGGUCUUUGCUUCUCACAUGGAGACUGGUCCCUUUUAUGAUGUUUUGCCCCAUGCCCUAGUCACUUUCUAAAGGUCUGUUUAAUGCUAUCUGUCAUGUUAGGCAUUUGGAUUUCAGCCUGACACAACAACAGGAAGUAGCCAAGUCAUCUCAGAGUCAUCUAUCCAGAAUCAUCUCACUCACAUAGUUUCUGCAGAUGUCCUGUCACAGCUCACUGGGUUUACUCUUCAGGAUGUUGCAAGGCUGAAGUUGCAGUGCCAUUUGGGCCAUGUUCUCACUCAGAACUUGGAUCCUCACUCAAACUCAAAUCAAGAUUUUGUAAAAAGCUUCUAUAAUGGUUUGUUUGGCAUUCGUCAGAGCUGCCCGUGCGCACACCUGCCUGGUGAGGAAGGUCAGUCAUGUCUGCAGAUGCCAUCAGCAUCGGGCUUGGGGCUCAAGGCCUGCUGAAUCACAAUUUGCCGCCCAAGGUGCUCCUGGCAGUGUGGUGGAGUUGCUGGGAAAAUCUUACCCUCAGGAUGAUUACACCAACCUCACAGCGAAGGUGCUUUCCAAAGUGGGCAGGAACCUGCACAACCAGCAGUUCCACCCUCUGUGGCUGAUCAAGGAACGGGUGAAGGAACACUUCUACCAGCAGUAUAUGGUGCGAUCCAGGACCCCUCUGUUCUCUGUGUAUGACCAGCUGCCUCCAGUGGUCACCACCUGGCAAAACUUUGAUAGCCUGCUAAUCCCAGCGGAUCACCCCAGCAGGAAGAAGGGGGACAACUAUUACUUGAAUCGGGUGCACAUGCUGAGAGCUCACACAUCCGCACACCAGUGGGACUUGCUGCAUGCAGGACUUAAUGCCUUCCUCGUGGUCGGUGAUGUGUACCGGCGUGACCAGAUUGAUUGCCAGCACUACCCAGUUUUCCACCAGCUGGAGGGUGUCCGUCUCUUCUCGAAGCACGAGUUAUUUGCUGGUGUAAAGGACGGAGAGAGCCUGCAACUCUUUGAAGAAAGUUUUCGCUCUGCUCAUAAGCAAGAGACACACACCAUGGAGGCUGUGAAGCUUGUGGAGUUUGACCUUAAACAAGUACUGACCAGGCUUGUGACACAUCUUUUUGGAGAUGGGCUCGAGGUCCGCUGGGUGGACUGCUACUUUCCCUUUACGCAUCCUUCUUUUGAGAUGGAGAUCAAUUUCCAUGGAGAAUGGCUUGAAGUCCUUGGCUGUGGAGUGAUGGAACAGCAGCUUGUCAAUUCUGCUGGUGCUCAAGAUCGAAUUGGCUGGGCUUUUGGCCUGGGGUUAGAAAGACUGGCUAUGAUCCUCUAUGACAUCCCUGACAUCCGCCUCUUCUGGAGUGAGGACGAGCGCUUCCUGAAGCAGUUCCACCUGUCAGACAUCAAUCAGAAGGUCAAGUUUCAGCCUCUCAGCAAGUACCCUGCUGUGUUCAACGACAUUUCCUUCUGGCUGCCCUCUGAGAAUUACACGGAAAAUGAUUUCUAUGAUAUCGUCCGAACAGUUGGAGGAGACCUGGUGGAGAAGGUUGAUCUUAUAGACAAGUUUGAACAUCCAAAGACACACAGGACCAGCCACUGCUACCGCAUCACCUACCGCCACAUGGAGCGGACACUGUCCCAGAGGGAAGUCAGCAGUGUCCACCAGGCUGUGCAGGAGGCCGCUGUGCAGCUUCUGGGUGUGGAGGGCCGAUUCUGAUGCCAUGGCUUUACCCAGGCAGCAGCUUUUGUGGAGCUCCAGGAUUCACUGGAGGUGGGGAAACUACAGAGUUUGUGAACUGGAGCAUCUGUCAUUGUUUGACAAAUGGGUCUGGUUUAGGAGUUUCAGGAAAUAAAGAAUCACUUUGGAGAAGCA
Molecule: messenger RNA, 1929 nt
Organism: Acomys russatus (golden spiny mouse)
Lineage: Eukaryota; Metazoa; Chordata; Mammalia; Rodentia; Muridae
Gene: Fars2
Product: phenylalanyl-tRNA synthetase 2, mitochondrial
Exons: 8
Coding region: 418-1773 (451 amino acids)
Biological process (GO): phenylalanyl-tRNA aminoacylation
Cellular component (GO): mitochondrion; cytoplasm
Molecular function (GO): ATP binding; tRNA binding; phenylalanine-tRNA ligase activity
Source: RefSeq, a predicted model, not a curated record